AUGACUAUUGCGACUUCUGACACCGAAACUCAAGCUACCGAACUCAAACAGGUUUUCGCUCAAGCUGGGCAGUCUCACUUAUUUCAGUUCUACAAUGAGUUAUCCACUGAAGAGAGAGAGCAACUUUUGCAUGAUGCCAGUGAGAUAUCAAGUCCUUCAAAGUUGAUUAAUUCUGUUAAAGAUGCUUUGGAGCUUUUAAACGCCAAUUCCUCUUCCACUGAUGAUUCAGCCUUUUACCAGCUACCUAAUGACAACUUUUAUUCUCUAUUGAAAGAUGACGAUAAGAACUCUUUAUCCGAUGACGAGAAAACUAAAUAUUACAACAAAGGUCUUGAAUUGAUUAAGCAAAAUAAAGUUGGUAUUAUUUUAAUGGCUGGUGGUCAAGGAACAAGACUAGGCUCUUCAUCCCCAAAGGGCACUUUUAGAAUUACCAUUCCUUCAAACAAUUCCUUAUUUGAGCUACAAGCUAAAAGAAUCAAAGCUUUACAAAAAAUCAGUGGUGGUGAUACUUCUGUUUUACCUUGGUAUAUUAUGACUUCCGAACCAACAAGAGCCCCAACCGAGAAUUUUUUUAAAGAGAAUAAUUACUUUGGCUUAAACCCUCAAAAUGUGAUUUUUUUCAAUCAAGGUACUUUGCCCUGUUUUAACCUUAAAGGCGAUAAAAUUUUAUUGAGCUCAAAAUCUUCAAUUGCAAAAUCCCCCGAUGGAAAUGGAGGUCUAUACAAAGCAAUUUAUGAUAACAACCUAUUAGAUGAUUUCAAAAAAAGAAACCUAAAACACAUCCACAUGUAUUGUGUUGAUAACUGUUUAGUCAAGGUCGCUGAUCCCUUAUUUAUUGGUCUUGCUGUAGAAAAAAAAUGGGAUUUAGCCACAAAAGUUGUUAGGAAAACUGAUCCCAAUGAAUCUGUUGGGUUAAUCAUCUCAAAAAACCAUAAACCAGCUGUAAUUGAGUAUAGUGAAAUCUCCUCUCAGCUAGCUAAUAAGAAAGAUCCUGCAAAUGACUCCUUAUUAUACUUACGUGCUGCUAACAUCGUUAACCACUUUUACUCGGUUGAUCUUUUAUCCAACAUGAUUCCAUCUUGGAUAAAUUCCAGAAAGUAUCUACCUUAUCACAUUGCUAAAAAGAAGAUUCCUUAUUUCGAUACUGCCUCAAACCAACUAAUCAAACCAACUUCUUCAAAUGGUAUUAAAUUGGAACAGUUUAUUUUUGAUAUUUUUGAAAGUAUCAGUCUAGAAAAAUUUGGUUGUCUCGAGGUAAAAAGAGAGGAGGAAUUUUCUCCUUUGAAAAAUGCUUCUGGAGCCAAAUCAGAUACUCCAGAAACAAGUGCUUCUCACUUGUUAGCUUUACAUACUAAAUGGUUGAAGGAAAACGGUGCGAUAAUUAAAGAUGGUGCUAAAAUUGAACUUGAUGGUUUGAUUUCAUAUUCUGGCGAAGGCUUGCAAUUCGUCAAAGGAAAACUUUUUAACAAUGGUGAUUAUAUAAAAUAG
Messenger RNA from Ascoidea rubescens DSM 1968, 1488 nucleotides. RefSeq names its product UDP-N-acetylglucosamine diphosphorylase (gene QRI1). Gene Ontology annotation, molecular function: UDP-N-acetylglucosamine diphosphorylase activity. The transcript has a single exon. The record is from RefSeq and is a predicted model, not a curated record. Gene Ontology annotation, biological process: UDP-N-acetylglucosamine biosynthetic process. NCBI's taxonomy places the organism in Eukaryota, Fungi, Ascomycota, Saccharomycetes, Ascoideales, Ascoideaceae. Bases 1 to 1488 code for a protein of 495 amino acids.